AUGGAAGAAGAAAAUUCUAUGAUUAAUAAUAAUAAUAAUAAUAAUAGUAAUUCAAAUGAAAUUGUGCAAAUAACGUCAUUAUCAAAUUCUCGUCGUUUACAAAUCCGUCGAGGCAUUUUAGGACAAGCUACAGCUUUACGUUCAACACCAUAUAAUUCAACAUUAUCAAAUUUAAGGCGACGACAACAUACAUCUCUAAUAUCUUCUCAAACGAUAAAUAAUUUAAUAACUAAUAUUGAUAAUAAUAAUAGUAAUAAUAUUCAAACUAAUGUUAAUACAUCAUCUAUUGAACAAGAUGAUAUUGAAAUGUUCUUACCAGAAAAUGAAAUAGUACAAAAUAAUUUUCUUGUUACAUCUGAUGAUGAAUAUGAUAAUGAAAAUUUUGAAGUAUUAGUUGAUUUUUCAAAUGCAUCACCGAUUGAUUUAACUAUUGCAAAUGGUAAGUUUAUAUUGAAUAUUAAUAUCUAUAUUAGAUUAGAAUCUAAUUAUAUAUUUUAUAUUUCUAAAGAAAAUAAUAAUUCAAAUAAUGAACAAAAUCAAUCUUAUCAUUCAUUAUCAACUAUUGAUUUUGAUCCAGAUGAUGAUGAUGAUCAUCGUUUUUAUUAUACAUCAACAUCAAUACCAAUUAUUGAUUAUUCAUCAUCAUCAUCAUCAUCAUCAUCAUCAUCAACAACAACAACUGAACCAUUAAUUAUUCAUAAUAAUCCGAUUGAUAUGACACAACAUCGAUAUUAUGAUGAAUAUACUCCAUCAAUAAAUAAUAAUUCAAAUAAUAGUGAAGAUUUAAGUAUUGAGAUUAUAUUAGAAACUCCACAAAAUAAUACAUUAACAACAGCACCAAGACGAAGACGUUCGAUUAUUUCAUCAAAUAUUCGAAAUAAUCAAGGUUUACGUUUAUCAGAUAUAUUAAGUAUACCACAAAAAAUGUAUAGUUCAUUAAAAGAACAAUAUAAUGAUAAAUAUCAACAAACAAUUAUGAUUAAUACACAAUGCUAUAUUUGUUUAGAAGAUUUUCAAUCAGUUGAUUCAAUUAAAAUACUUAAUUGUCAACAUGUUUUUCAUAGGUAUUUUGUUUUGAUUUUAAAAAAACUCAAUUAUUUUGUUAUUAAUUUUUUGAGUGAAUGUAUUAAUGAAUGGUUACGUUGCCAUUCAAAUUGUGCUUAUUGUCGAACACCAGUUCUUAUUGAUAUAUUACGAUCAUCAUCAACAACAACAACACGACGUCGACAAAGAACACGUGUAAGACGAAAUCAUAAUACUCUUACAGGAUCUCCUACAAAUAAUUCACUUCAACCAAUUUCUAUCGAAUCUUCGACAUUUCAACAAGAAUAA
This is a messenger RNA of Rotaria sp. Silwood2, 1332 nucleotides long. The record is from the annotation of a GenBank genome assembly. NCBI's taxonomy places the organism in Eukaryota, Metazoa, Rotifera, Eurotatoria, Philodinida, Philodinidae.